GCGUCCACGCUGCCCACUCUCGCUUAUCGCUUCCCCUAUCCAAGCAUCCAACCCAGGAACUCACGGAAAACCCCCGAAAACCUCCGCCCGCCAUGGCGACCGCCGCCCAGGCCGCCGCCACUUUCAUUUCCUUUCUCUCAUCUUCCACCUACCACACCGCUCCCUCCUCUGCCGCCGUCUCCUUCCUGGUGAACCCUGCCCUGCCAGCCUCCCUCCGGGCCGCGGCCGCGGGGGCCCAAAUCCUCGCCUCCCGCUGCCGGGGCCGCCGCGUCGCCGCCGCCGUUGCUCAGCUCCCCACCAUGAACCCAGAGCUAGCUUCAGGGGAGAAGAAAUUCCGGUGGUCAUCAAGGGCGGUGCGGUCAUUUGCAAUGGCGGAGCUAGAGGCACGAAAGAUGAGGUACCCAACCACAGGCACGGAGGGGCUCCUUAUGGGAAUACUCGUUGAGGGAACUAGUGAUGCGGCAAAACUUCUGCGUGCUAAUGGAAUCACGUUGCUCACAGUGCGGGACGCAGCAGCGGAAGUACUUGGGAAGUCAGAAAUGUUUUACUUCAGUCCUAUGCAUCCACCAUUGACAGAAUCUGCACAACGAGCCCUUGACUGGGCUGUAAAUGAGAAAUUGAAAUCAGGUGAGGAUGGAGAGGUAACGGCCAAUCAUUUGCUCCUGGGGAUAUGGUCAGACAAAGAGUCAGCUGGUCAUAAGGUUCUGGCUUCCCUAGGUUUUGAUGAUGAGAAAGCUGCUUUGCUGGCCAAAACGGCUGGCGACGAGGCGACGAUGAGUCCUAGAUAGCAAAUCGAGCAACUAGUUUAUUAUUGAUCUUCUCUGAGGUUAACGCAUGCCCUUGGCAACCUCUAGGCAAUAGUUGGUGACUCCAGAACCGUGGACCCACAAGUAAACGAAGAGAUUGCUAAGAACUGUUAGGUCCAAUCCAAUGUGUGAAGUCCCAAUAUUGCCAAAUGGCCUAUCAUGUAAACGCCUGCAAUGUAUUUUCGAAACCAACACGUUGUUCCGCGCCCAGCUAGAUUUGUGGUCUGCCCUUCAACCCUUCUAAAUAUCCAUAUGCAGAGUAUUUGUUCAAUUUGCAUCCUGACAAACAUUAAGCAUUUUCUGGAAAGUGACUGCUGUUCGUGUCAGUGUGAAAGGUUGAUUGAGUGGGACAUGUAUGGAAAUAUUUCUUAGAUGUAUCAUGAUUUGAUGCUUGGCCAGAAUUUGGGCCUGAAA
Molecule: messenger RNA, 1220 nt
Organism: Brachypodium distachyon (stiff brome)
Lineage: Eukaryota; Viridiplantae; Streptophyta; Magnoliopsida; Poales; Poaceae
Product: ATP-dependent Clp protease ATP-binding subunit CLPT1, chloroplastic
Exons: 6
Coding region: 93-788 (231 amino acids)
Source: RefSeq, a predicted model, not a curated record